AUGACUACAGAUGAAACAAAGAAAACAAAGGCAAGAUUGGCGAGAAAGAAGAGAAAAGAAAUACUUCAACAAAAGAGGGAAGCAAAGCGUGCAAGAAUAGACAAUAGGGAGAUAGAUGAAGAGACCAACAGCCAAUCUACUAGCGCGAAUUCAUCAGAAGUUGAUAGUGAGAUAUGGAACUUUGGAAAACCAACAUACAGAUGCAACUAUUGCAAUGCUUUGCUAUGGUACGAGGAACGACUAAAACCCAAAAGAUCAACUACAAAGCCAGCUUUUGGAAUAUGUUGCAAACAAGGAAAAAUCAAUUUGCCUCCACACAAGAAGCCUCCACCUUACCUUGAAAACCUGUUAACAGGUGAAGGAACAGUUUCAAAAAACUUCAGAGAAAACAUCAGGAAUUACAACUCAAUGUUCUCAUUCACAUCCACAGGAGGAGUUGUGGAUAAAGAAAUAAACAAAGGAUAUGGACCAUACGUUUUCCGCAUGCAUGGCCAGAACUAUCAUCACAUUGGAACUCUUCUACCUGAAGAAGGCACCAAGCCACGCUGGGCGCAGCUAUACAUAUAUGACACAGACAAUGAGGUGGAAAACAGAAUAAGCGCAUCGAGAAGUGGCGAGGGGAAAACACCGAUUGAUCCAAACAUCGUUGCCAGCCUUCAAAACAUGCUUGAUGAGAACAAUAUUCUAGCUCAAUCAUUUCGAAUGGCAAGAGACAGGUUCAAAAACCUAGACUAUCAUGAUUACACUCUGAAGCUAAUAGCACAACCAAAUAGAAAUGGUACGCACGGCUUGCCAUCAGCAUCUGAGGUUGCCACACUGGUCGUCAAAGAUCCAACAAACGAGAUUGAGGGACGUGAUAUAAUUAUUGAGUUCAAAGAUAUGAGGCCUCAGAGGAUAUCAGAAACUCAUCCAAAGCUCAUGUCACUGCAAUACCCACUGCUAUACCCAUAUGGAGAAGAUGGAUUCAAACUUGAAAUACCAUACAAACAAAAGGAAGGAGUUACCUACAAAAGGAACUAUGUAACUAUGCAUGAAUACUACGCAUAUUAUCUUCACCAUCGUCAUCAACAAUCGAUUGCGUUGCUAAUGUCAGGACAUUUAUCUCUACAAUUCUGGGUUGAUGUUUUCACAUGUAUCGAACAAAAAAGGCUUAAUUGGAUAAGACAAAAUCAAGGAAAGUUAAGGACAGAACUGUACAGCGGCUUGCAAGAUGCAAUUGAACGUGGGGACAAUCAGACAGAGCAGGUUGGAAAAAGGAUAGUAUUACCCUCAACUUUCACAGGAUGCAUAAGAAACAAGCUCCAAAACUUCCAAGAUGCAAUGGUGAUAUGCCGUUGGGCAGGAUACCCAAACCUUUUUAUAACAUUCACAUGCAACGCAAAGUGGCCAGAAAUCCAGUAUAUGCUAGAUGAAACAGGAAGCAAACAAAAACCAGCAGAUCGACCAGAAAUUAUAGACCGAGUCUUCAUGAUAAAACUAAGAGAGCUACUAAGAGACAUAGUGGAAGGAAAACACUUCGGAGAAACUACAUCAGUUCUCUACACAAUAGAGUUCCAGAAAAGAGGACUCCCGCACGCCCACAUAUUGGUAUUUCUUAAAGACAAGAGUAAGUUCUAUGAUCCAACACACAUCGAUGAUAUAAUAUGUGCUGAAAUCCCAGACAAGAAUGAAGACCCAAAAGCCUAUGCAGCUGUUGAGAAUUUCAUGAUGCAUGGCCCAUGUGGAGAAGCAAACCCAAAUUCUUCAUGUAUGAUAGAUAAUAGAUGCAACAAGCACUUUCCAAAAAGAUACAACUCAGAUACUACAAUCGAUGAAGAUGGUUUUCCAAAAUACAAGAGGCAAGACAAUGGGAGAGAAAUCAAAAAAGGAAAUACAACACUAGACAACAGAUUUGUUGUGCCCUACAACAGGAAUCUGUUGGUCAAGUUUCAAGCUCACAUAAAUGUCGAGUGGUGCAACAGGUCUAGGUCGAUCAAAUACUUAUUCAAGUACAUUCACAAAGGCGAUGACUAUGUAGUAGGACUAAUAAAGGAUAAGGACAAAUCGAACAAUGAAAUUGACGAGAUUAAGAAAUACCUACAAAUGAGAUACAUAUCAACAACUGAAGCAUGUUGGCGGCUAUUCCAGUUUGAACUAAGUUAUCGAGAUCCACCUGUUGAGAGGCUAAAUUUUCAUCUAGAGAAUGAGCAACAUGUUAUUUUUCCAGAUUCAAUUGAUAUUGAUAAGAUACUAAGAAGGGAGGCAGUGAAGAAAACUAAAUUUACUGAAUGGAUGGAAGCGAACAAGGAGUACGAAGAAGCAAGAAGAUUAACAUAUGCAGAUUUCCCUACUAAAUGGGUCUGGAUCGCUAAAGAUAACAAAUGGAAAAAGAGGAAAAAAGGAUAUGCAAUCGGAAGGAUAUACUAUGCACAUCCUGCAAGUGGAGAAAGAUACUAUCUCAUGAUGCUACUAAACACUGUCAAAGGAUGCAAACAUAUGCGGACAUAA
Molecule: messenger RNA, 2487 nt
Organism: Phragmites australis (common reed)
Lineage: Eukaryota; Viridiplantae; Streptophyta; Magnoliopsida; Poales; Poaceae
Exons: 2
Coding region: 1-2487 (828 amino acids)
Source: RefSeq, a predicted model, not a curated record